GUUAGCCGCCGAAAUGGCUCGCUAAGAGCUCAUGGGGGGAUGCAGGUUGCAAACGGCGUUGCUAAUGUCGGUGUCGUGGGUGGCAGCGUGCCCGGCGGUGUCACGGCGGUGUCAUGUCUGCUGACCUGCCAGGCUCCGGAGUAGCCCGGUAUAAGCCAUUAGUCAUUUUUAAAACGUCUGCUAGUCACUUCCUAACAAACUGUUUCUAAACGGAAACUCUUGUUGGCACCGAUGGCGUGUGUCAGGAAGGGCCUUCGUGACAGGGGGCAGGGACCGGCUUAAACCCCACUCAGCAAGGGUUUGGAAAAGGAAGAGCAAGGGUUUUGAACAGCUCACCUGAUCAGGGGAGGGUUUCCCAAAGCCCUCAGCCCAAGGCAGCUAUGCUGCAAUUCCUGUUUGUCUCUUCUGACAUUUGCAUUUUGUUCUUUGCUUUAAAACCACAGGGUUGCACAGGCUCUUCUUGGAUGUCCCAUGGCCCUUCAAGUUAGUUCAAGCAUGCUUGAUUUGGGGUGUUUCUGUGCAGGGGAAGUAAAAUUGGUGAGUCUUUAGUUAGUUUAUGCACUUUCCACAGAAACUAACUUGAAGCAGAAGUUUCCGAUUUUGGCUUUGUGGUAAGCACUGGUUGAAAAAACAACAGAAAGAGCAGAAACAAAGUUGAACAGGGCCCCCUGCGAUUAAUGCAGAAAGCGGGGUUUGACCUGGAAGGAAUAGGAACACUGAUGUGCGCAGUGCUGAAUGCUCCUGUUUCAGUGGGUUGGAGGCUGGUCUGGUGGUGUCAUCACUAAACAGCACUAUGUGUCCACACCCUUCCCAGGAAUGCUGGUAGCAGGUGUAAGCAAGCCAGGUCUUUUCAUACCAGGCUUUUGCCAACAGACUCACUCUUCUGGUUAGCAGAUUCAGGUACAUGUUCAGUCCUCAGAUCAGAUUCCCCAGUGUGUGAGUAGGCAGGCCAAGCAGAUCAAAGCUAUUGACAUCCCCUGGAUUGAGGGGAGACUUGGCCUACACAGCCUGUGCACUCAUGACAGAGCUCCUUCAAUUUAUUCUUAUUUGGGUGUAGCAUCCCUAAUGUACUGGCUCUGCCCUGGUCAGAAAUGGGCUGUGUUCCAUUUUACUCAGGGCAAGGGAAACUGUCUGCAAUGGUUUGUUCUUACCUGUUUAACUCCAGCCAUCAGUGCUGUACUUUCAGCUUCCUAGAGCUCUGCUGUUGUUCUUCCAGCCUUGAUCAACAUUACGAAUUGAAAGGCAGUGCACCAAGCACAGCUCUGGCAAACUCACUGACUGAUAUUUGUUUUUUAGUGACUGUUAUGCUGGAGGAAGGUGUUCCGUGGACAGUCCUGGAGACAGAAGUGCUGUAUUUCUAGAGCAGAUCGUGUCGGUCGAUACUGCGCCCCCUCCAUCCUGCUGCAAUGAGUGGGAAGUCCUUGCUCUUAAAGGUCAUUCUCCUUGGUGAUGGUGGAGUUGGCAAAAGUUCUCUCAUGAACCGGUAUGUCACCAACAAGUUUGACUCACAGGCUUUCCACACGAUUGGUGUGGAGUUCUUAAACCGGGACCUGGAGGUGGAUGGACGUUUUGUGACCCUCCAGAUUUGGGACACUGCAGGACAGGAGAGAUUCAAGAGCCUGCGAACCCCCUUUUACAGGGGAGCAGACUGCUGCCUGCUGACCUUCAGUGUGGACGACCGGCAGAGCUUUGAGAACCUCAGUAACUGGCAGAAGGAGUUUGUCUAUUAUGCGGAUGUGAAGGACCCUGAACACUUCCCAUUUGUAGUCCUGGGCAACAAGGUAGACAAACUUGAGAGACAAGUGAGCACAGAGGAGGCCCAGGCCUGGUGCAUGGAAAACGGUAACUAUCCAUACCUGGAGACUAGUGCCAAGGAUGACACCAAUGUGGCAGUGGCCUUCGAGGAGGCUGUGCGGCAGGUGCUGGCGGUGGAGGAGCAGCUGGAGCACUGCAUGCUGGGCCACACCAUUGACUUGCACUCCAGCUCCAAAUCAGGGUCUUCCUGUUGUUAAGAGUGGCUGCUGCGUUGGGAACGUCGCUCGAGCCAGCGGCUGGAUCGGAAUAAGCACGGGCAGCUCUCGGGCAUUCUGAGGAGAGUGGCCACAAGGACAAUAGGUGUUUUGCUCACUAGGGAGUUGCAGCCUCACCAUCUGAAUUGUGGCUGGAAUUUUCAGGCACAGAGCAUGUAUCUGCAGGAGGGAGCUGUUAAAAGAGCGUGUGAGUGUAGUCCUGCUUCCAUCUCUGCCUGUUGUAGCAGGUUUAAAGGACUGGGUUAAAGUCCUUUAAAUUCACUAAAGACAGUAGUGAUCUGAUCUGUACCAAGAACUGCCUGUAGAACAAAUCUGAGAGUGCUCUAGACACUCUUUGAAGUGUUUUAGUCCUGAACUCAAAAAAAAUACUAGACCAACUAAACUCAUGACCUUACUGCCAAAGGAAAGUCUGCUCAACAUACUGAACAAAACCUGUUGUAGAGACUCUAGCCCAUGCGACUGUGAGAAUGCCAAAUACUAGAGUGGCUGAUAUGUGUGUAUUUGUUGUUUGGGUUAAGUGCAUUGUGUCCUGAGACUGAAUUGUGCUGAAAAUUGUUAGAGUUCUGAUCUGAAGCAACGUACAAAGGAGAGAUGGACCUGUGUUUGAACGUGGCAGCAUUGUUUCUUCGUAGCUGCCUAUUUCUGGUUUGGUUUUCCUCACCUCUGACUUUGUCUUGUGUGAGUGUUGUUUUGUGGAGAGACUGUCUCCUUGUUUAAUAUGUGUUUCCUUGUCUCUUCUGGAGGCUUGACACCAGAUCUCGCUUCUCAUACCUUGAAGCCCUGGAUGAAAAAUACAGAUGUCGAUGCUUGCUGGCUCAUGUCAAAGAGUUUAGAGUUACUCAGGAGAUCUGGAGGGUGAAACUUCAGCUGGUUUCUGUCACAAGUAAUCGCCACAUCCAGAUGAUAUGCUCUAGCAGACCGGACGGUAGGUGGGUGGGAUGUCUCAGGUGUGCAGGUGGCUGGAGGAGUCAUGCGUGGUUAGCUGUUAAAUCCACUAACUCGGGUGACCACUGUGCUUCAUUAGCUGGUGGAUCAGCAUCUUCAGUUGCUUUAGCACGGGUGUUCCCAUCUGGGUGCUGCAACAUGGAACCAUUCACUUAAUUACCUGUUGUGUAAGGUGCAGUGCUGCUGAACACAGUUAACUCAUGCCAUUGGCCUGGCCCUUACUCCCUAACGGGGAAUCCAGUAUGUUUUAUUUGUAAUUCAUAUGACAAACUUUACUGGUAGAGGAUGUCCGUUCUCUUAACUGGCCUUUGUCAAUGACUGCUGUGUUCAGUCCACUGGGGAGAGAGCUGUACUGCUUCCACCUCUUCAAGGUGGCUGAAAAAUGGUAAGUGAAGGUGGGGGGCAAGGAACCUUCUAGAAAAGUACACCAGGCUUUGCUGAUUCCAGCUCCUGCCCCCUGCUAGGUGUUAGUCCUAAGCUGUCUGUGUAGCAAAGAGAUGAGUGCUUGCUGACUGCUGUCUUUACCAUUGUAACCUCAUGUCAUGCAACUUCUCGUGCAAGCGUUUGUCCAAAACUGUGACUUUGCCCAUAAGCACACAGGAGCCUGCCAUGGGCAGAGCUUCCCUGAGUAUGUAUCCGCUAGCUGCUGAAUGCGAUUCCCACUGUGAUGUAUCUCAAAUCAAGAGGCCUCACUUACGCUGUGCUUUAGAGCAGGGCGAUCUCUGCCCUCAUGCUGGCUGGUGGCAGCUAAUCCCUAUCGCCGAGCAGUCUCAGAGCAUGUAGGGAGUCUCCUCUGGGGGAACUCAGGGUGAUCCUGCCCUUCUCUGCAGGGCAGCCACGUGUGGAAGGGACUGGAGCUUUAAUGCAAAGUGCUUUAGAGGGAUCUGAUUUCUAAACAGGGCUGAACACUCAUAUUCACAAGGAUAGAUAGGAAGUGCUUUCAGUCUCUGGAAAACCAGGUCCCCUGAGGUAUAAGAGAAGGCUCUGCUUCUGUAGGUGCAGCAGAUUUUUACAGGAUAUUAAAGUUAUUGUUACUGUUUAUUUACCACUGUCUGACCUCCCCAGGCCUCUAGAUUUUUCUUCAGUUUAACACUGCUUGAUAUUUCCUGAUUCAAGAUCCCAGACUCUGUGACCUGUGGUUCUGAUUUACAUCUCUGAACAGACACGUUCCCCCAGAGCUGGUUUGCACUGGGGCCCAGGGUUGGAACAGGCUCAGGCCCUUGUGUGCUGCCUGGCCCUGCUGAGGGAGCUCCCUGCCAGUGGAACUGCCGCUCUCCCAGAGCGGAUCUCACGUGGGAUUGGGCAGAGGCUGAACACGCCACUGUGUAGAAGGCAAGGGUGCAGCACGCUGUUUGCAGUACCCUGGGUGCGUGUUGAUGCUGAUAGCUGAAGGUCAAGAGCCUCAUUGUGCACAGGCUGUGCAGGUGGUAUGUAUUGCUGGAAGGUGUUACACAGCAUCUUUUAUUCCUAACAGACAUUGGAUCAUUGACUUUUUUAAAAAAAAAAACAUAUAUUUUAUUAGGUUUAUGUGUUUUAAAAAUCCAUUUUAAAAGUAUAGUAUAAUAUAUUUAAAUUGUUUAAUUUAUUUUAAAUGAUACGCACAAUUUCCAUAGGAGACAGGAUUUUGAACUCUUUGUUGCAAAGUUCAGUGCCAACAGCCAUUCCCUCCCUGUGUCCACUCAUGCUGCUGCGGUUGUUGCUAUUGCUACAGAACUGGAAUUGUAAAACUGAGAUUCUGCCUUUAUUUAAGCAAAUAAAACAUGGAUGUAUUCAAGUGAA
Messenger RNA from Tyto alba (common barn owl), 4754 nucleotides. RefSeq names its product RAB9B, member RAS oncogene family (gene RAB9B). The transcript is spliced from 2 exons. Bases 1407 to 2012 code for a protein of 201 amino acids. Gene Ontology annotation, cellular component: phagocytic vesicle; lysosome; late endosome. Lineage: Eukaryota; Metazoa; Chordata; Aves; Strigiformes; Tytonidae. The record is from RefSeq and is a predicted model, not a curated record. Gene Ontology annotation, biological process: retrograde transport, endosome to Golgi; Rab protein signal transduction. Gene Ontology annotation, molecular function: GTPase activity; GTP binding.